GUUCACAACACAAAAAUCCGAGAUGGCGGAGUCACUUAUAGGCGCAGUAAUACCGACUCCAGAAACAAAGUUUUUCUGUCAUAAAUGCACCGUAGAAAUUCCCAGAGUGCUGCCGGACUACACUUGUCCAACAUGCAACAGCGGAUUCAUCGAAGAAAUAAAUCCUAACCAAGAUGAAGACAAUGACAUGGACUCAAGUGAUGAGACUGCAGAGCCAGGGAUGGCAGAUUUCAUGUCGGUGUUCAUGCAAGACAUGAUGGGGGCCAGCGACCCGAUGGGCAGACCCAGUUUGCGCAGACAUCGCAUGACACUCAGAUCUCAGCCUGCUCAUGUGCACACCAUGCCCUUGGAGAACAUUCUGCAGGACAUAUUAGUCAACAUCACUGGUAUGGACUUUGCUCAGAUCGGAGCAGCAGGUGGCCACGAUAGAGACAACAGAGGAGUGAGAUUUUUUGUCGGCAAUCCUGGUGACUAUGCAUGGGGACGAGAAGGUCUUGACGCCAUCGUCACUCAACUGCUAAACCAAAUGGAUGGCACAGGCCCUGCACCAUUAGCUGAGGAAAAGAUCCAGUCAUUACCAAGUGUAGAAAUUGCACAAGAACAAGUUGACCAAUGCUUGCAAUGCUCAGUCUGCUGGGAGGACUUCAAGAAAGGAGAGUCGGUGCGCAAACUACCUUGUGAUCAUGUUUAUCAUGACGACUGCAUUAUUCCAUGGCUUAAAAUUCAUGGAACAUGUCCCAUCUGUAGGAAAGUCCUGAACGAGGACGCGGCCCACGAGGAUCAGGCCAGGACAGGGCCGACCCAAAAUGCAGCAGCUUCUCUACCUCAGAGUAUUGCAGCAUUCCUUAGGGCCGCAAAUAGUGGAGGAAGCUCGGCCUCCUCCUCGUCCACAUCCUCGUCCUCAAGUAGAGGAAACAGCAGCACAGAUGGUUCAAAUUCUUCCGCUCAACAGAGGCAGAGGAGCCCACCAUCGGAUGGAAAUCACUUCUGGGACAUGGACAUGGAUUGCGAUUAGCAGUUUCGCUCGAGACAGUCAGGACUUCAGCCCCAAAUUUCCCAUAAGACCAGGACACACAUUGUUUCUUGUCAGGAAUCUUCCUGAAUAAAAACGAUUCCGCCAGAUUCUUUUGAAUUCUCUUCAUCAUAUGCACAGUUUUUCUUUAUUUUUCCCCCAAAGGAAAGUUAAAUGCUUGUUUAUCCCUCAAAGUCUGGCAUUAUUAAUUUCAUAGCAAAAAGUUAACAAGCUGGUUAGUGCCUGUUCCAAUGAAGUUGUGCGCACUUUUAAUUGCGAAUUAGCUGCAUAUUACCAAGAAGGGAGGUUUUAAAGUUUGCUUUUUGUGUAAUACCUUUUGAUUUGACACUUAAAAUAUUCCAUUUCUAUAAUUUAGUAAAAGGCUGGUCCUUUGAUUGGGUAAAACAUGACUGUUGUUUAAAAUUUAUUCAUAGAGAGGUUGUACUUUGUGACGUCAAAUGUCGUUUUGUUUAAUUACUAUCGACAGAAUGCUGAAGUGUCGCAUCACCAAAUUCACUGCAGCAAUUAUGGAUUUUAUAAAUAAAGAUUUUGAAGCUGAAGUGCUUGUUGAGGUUACAAUAUUUUGCCUUUUUUGCUAUAAUUUUUGUACAAUUACUUGUAAAUUGAUUUCUUUAAUUCAAUAUCCUCACACUAUUGAUUAAUUCUGUUGGAAUGUAGGAUAUUUCUUUCUGUAUAUAUAAAUAAAUGAGUUUUAAUAAUUAUAGUUUUUGCGUGACUGCAAAGCUAAUUAAAGUCGUCUAUUAGGCGAUACCUGAACA
Neocloeon triangulifer is the source of this 1791-nucleotide messenger RNA. It is a transcript of the gene Iru, whose product is annotated as E3 ubiquitin-protein ligase Iruka. Gene Ontology annotation, molecular function: ubiquitin protein ligase activity. NCBI's taxonomy places the organism in Eukaryota, Metazoa, Arthropoda, Insecta, Ephemeroptera, Baetidae. The coding region runs from base 23 to 1015 and encodes 330 amino acids. The transcript has 7 exons. Gene Ontology annotation, cellular component: cytoplasm; nucleoplasm. Gene Ontology annotation, biological process: positive regulation of DNA-templated transcription; ubiquitin-dependent protein catabolic process; protein ubiquitination. The record is from RefSeq and is a predicted model, not a curated record.